UUACAGCGGCACAGGCCACACAGGAAGGAGGCGAAUCCAUCGGAUGGUGGAAAAAGUAAUGGAGUACCGCACACCUGCUGAAGGUAAUUCACAGGAUUCCUACCAGUCAGGCCACUGGAAACCUCCAUUGGAUUACAGUGCGACCAGCACGAAGUCCCCCAAACAGCCGAUUAAUGUAAUGGAGUACCAUUCACCUGCUGAGGUUAAUUCCCAGAAUUCAUAUCCGGCAACCCAGUGGAAACCUCCACCUCCAUUGGAUUACAGUGCUACCAGCUCAAAGUCUCCCAAACAGCAGGUAACAGAGAACAGCAGUUCUGCUGAGAUGAGUGCGGCGGACAGCUUUCCAUCGUGCCAGUCAAAGAGUGUAAUGGAUAAUCGUGAACCUGCCAGUUCAGAGCCGCCUAAUCAACAGAAUGCAAGAAACACUCAGAACCCCUAUUCAGGAUUGAACAUUUAUUCCUCUGAAGACAGUGAUGAGGACGUAUGUACAUCAAGACUGAAGAAGACUAGAAGCAUACUGGAAGAGUUAUUUUCAGAGGAUUCAAACGAGCUCUUGGAUUCUGCUUCAGACAGCGGAAAGGAACUUCCUUCAAACUCUAAAGAUGAAAGUCGUGACAGCUGCUCAGAAGGUUGCAAGUCGCCCAAACCCAGCUCCAGUUCGAAGAAGAAGCCAAAGGCCAAUUUACGCAGCAACAAUAUCAAAACCAGAGCGGCAGUGGCGGUCAACAGAAGCCAAAGAAAAAUGGAUGGAAAGAGAGUGUAUAAUAAGAAACAUUAUUGCCUUUUUUGUUCGAAACCAUUUAGCAAGAUGGCGAGACAUCUGGAAGAUGUGCAUGCCAAAGAAGAAGAAGUUGCAAAAGCCCGCGGCUUUCCGAAGGGUUCAAAGGAGAGGAGACUACAGUUGGAUGAACUUCGUCUUCGGGGGAACUACAAACACAAUAUAGCUGUGCUGAAAUCAGGCAAAGGUGACCUGGUUCCUUGCAAACGGCCACGAGGGGUGGUCAAAGCCAGUGACUUCAUGCAUUGUGCACAUUGCCAAGGACUGUUCAACAAAAGGGUUCUGUGGAGGCAUAUGAAGGUCUGUAAACUAAGCCCUAAUAAAACAUAUGUUCCAAAACCUGGAAAAAACCGCACCUUGUCCAUUGUUGCAGCCUCACAGCCUGUGCCUGCUAAUGUAAGCCCAGCACUGUGGACUAUAUUAAGCUUCAUGGUCCCUGAUGAAGUCACAGAUGCUGUCAAAAAUGACAGUUGCAUCCUUCAGAUGGGGGAAUAUUGGCUCAACAAAAGUGGUGCGCCUCAACAAAACCAGGGCUGCAUCAUCAGGCAGAAGUUACGAGAGCUGGGUAAGCUGCUGGUCACUGGGAGGAAAGUUGCAUCACUGAAGAAACUGGAGGAUUUCCUUGACCCAUACAACUGCAUGCAGGUGGUGGAAGCCGUGAGGCAGGCAUGUGAAUACAACAGCGAAACCAACACUUACAAAAUCCCAUCCUUAGCCAAGAAACUCUCAAUCUGGCUCGUCCAGCUUAGUCGACUAGUGAGGGCCAAAGUCGUGAUCCCGAAAGACAGUGGCUUGGCGCAAAAGCUGCGGGACUUCCAAAAAAUCCAUGAGGAUAGAUGGAACGAUCUGCUCUGGACGUCGGUGGCAAAAAACACUGAGGAUGUAAAGUUCAAGACACCCACAUUGUUGGCCUUCACAGAAGACGUCCAGAAACUCCACACCUUCUUGAACAAGACACAAGAUGAACGCAUGGCUCAGCUGUCUGCUGACCCUUCUACGAAAUACUGGUCAGAUCUGGCGAAAGUGUGUCUGACUCAAGUUGUUCUGUUCAACCGCAGCAGAGAAGGGGAAGUGUCCAGCAUGACCCUGACCACAUUCUUGUCCAGGGACUCUGCUGAUCCCCCUACUGACAUAGACUGGGCCCUCACCGAGGUCGAGAAACAGCUUUGCAGACACUUCUACAAAAUAGUAAUCAGGCCCGAAGGUGCCCGUCCAGUGCCCAUCCUGCUCACCCUCAAAAUGCUUCGUGGCUUGCAGCUCCUGGCCGAGAAGCGAGAGGUUUGUGGAGUCCUCAAAGAGAAUCCUUAUGUGUUUGCCCGGCCGUCAUCUAACACACACUACAGAAGCUCGGAUUGCGUCCGUGUGGCUGCUUCAGCCUGUGGCGCGAAGGACGCUUACGCCCUCACUUGUGGAAAGCUGAGGAAGCGAAUUGCGACGCUGUCCACAGUCCUGAAUCUGGGGGAUCCAGAGAUAAACCAGUUGGCAAACUUUCUUGGGCAUGAGCUGAUCGUGCAUGAGGAAUACUAUCCUUUGCCUGAGAGGACCCUGCAAUUGGCAAAGGUCUACAAGGUUCUUACAGCAAUGGAACAAGGGAGAAUGAUGGAGUUUAUGGGCAAGAACUUCUCUGACAUCACUGUUCAACCUAAUGAGGAGCUUGAGCUCUGCAAUGACAGAGGAAGGAAAAACUGGGAAUGCUCAGCACCUGGAGGUACGCAGAGUGUAAAUGAAAGUGCGGUAGAGGACACUGUACUGUGCAAUGUCACAGGUUCAAGUGCAUUUCCAGUCUCUCCUCCAGGCCAGAAAAGAAAAGAACAGAAGAAGAGGAAAACCUGGAGUAUGAGUGAAGUCCAGGCCGUGGAGAGACACAUGAAGGAUUUCAUCACUUCCUGUCGUGUCCCGGGCAAGACGCCCUGUGAAAACUGCAUUAGAGCCGAACCUCUGGCUCUCAAGAACAGAGACUGGCAGAGCGUCAAGUUUUACGUCUAUAACCGCAUUAUGGCUCAGAAGAGAGACGGAGGUCACAAAGUAUGAAGGAUUUUCUUUUCUCCCUCCCUUUUUACCAUUUUUACAACUACGGAAAGCAGAAACUGCAUGUGUUGUCUCUAUAAGAUGUUCUGCCCAUGCAGCGUUGUGGAGGAGGUCAACACAUCAACCUGCUAAGUGCUAACUGCUCUGAGCUAGCAGAGAAGAUUGGAGUUCAUUUCUACCCAUUGGGAGAAAGGAAUCCAUUUCAAGAGGCAGAUGGACCUCUUAUGAACCCGAGACUACAAAGAGUGUUUGGCACCAUUGGGCCAUAAACUAAGCUUCUAACUCUAGAGUUCAACUCUACAUUAGUCCAGCAGUGCAGAUAUUCCCUGUUCACAUGAUACAAGGAGGGUGAUUGUGGCACACACUGUUUUGAAAUCAGCUUCCACAUUUAUUCAGCAGCUGGUUAUGUUACUCCACCCUCCACUCUUUUAUACCCAGUUAAUGUACAUUUAUGCUUCUAUUCAUGCUUCCGUUCAUUCCAUGUUUCCCUGCUGUUUCCACAGAGCAGCAGAGAGUCUGCAGUGGGACUUUAUCCUCCGUCCGUGAGUUAGUCUGUAGGACGAUACUACACCACAAAGUGGCUAAUAAAGUCUAAAUCGGUCUGUGUGAUUUCAUUACAGCUUAUUUAGAGAUGUUUGUGUUGAUGGAUCGGUGUAAUAUUCAAACUUGUUAUAUGUGUCUGACGUUCAAUAAAAAAUAUUGUUACUUCACUAGAA
Molecule: messenger RNA, 3522 nt
Organism: Colossoma macropomum (tambaqui)
Lineage: Eukaryota; Metazoa; Chordata; Actinopteri; Characiformes; Serrasalmidae
Exons: 8
Coding region: 44-2809 (921 amino acids)
Source: RefSeq, a predicted model, not a curated record